Fraxinus pennsylvanica is the source of this 321-nucleotide messenger RNA. The record is from the annotation of a GenBank genome assembly. Lineage: Eukaryota; Viridiplantae; Streptophyta; Magnoliopsida; Lamiales; Oleaceae.
AUGGAGGAAGAAGAUGAUGAUGAGGCUUGUUUAUUUGCCAUGCUGGCCAGUGCUUCUGUACUUCCAAUGGGGCUUAAAACCGCCAUUGAACUUGACCUUCUAGAGAUCAAGAAAAAAACAAGCCCUGGUGCGUUUAUUUCUGCUUCAGAACUAGCCAAACAGCUCCCAACAAAGAAUCCUGAUGCGGCUUCCAUGGUUGUCAGGAUUCUCCGCCUGCUUGCUUGGUGUUCAAUUGUGAAUUGCAGUGUCGAAACCCCGGCAGAUGGUGGUGGCGCCGCCGUGGAGAGGGUUCGUACUCUUGCGCCUGUGUGUAAAUUUUGA